UUUUUAUUUUCCUCGACAAUUUUUUUGUUAUAAAUUUUCUCCCAGUUUUUUGACAUCUUCUCUCAGAAACUCAGCAAUGGCGUCGGCGAAACUUUUCGGUUGUGCAAUUAACGUUGAACCAGAGGAAGAAGAAGGUGGUGGUGGUAGUGGUAGCUCAAUCGCCGGGGAAAUUCCUCGAUCUGGUGUCCAACCGGAUGGCGAAGCUGCGAUUUUGUCCGCCUGUUUCCCUCCGCCCAAUCAGAGGGGAAUUAAUCCAUAUUUCCGUUUCUUAGAUUCGAAUUCAGAUUCUGGAUCGGCUUCUAUGGAUUCAGAAUCCGAUCUGCAUAGCUGUUUCAUCGAUUUCUUUGAUCGAGAGUCGUACGAGGUCGAGACCGUCCGCGAUUGGGGAUUUCUCGACACGGAGGAGAAGAUAGAUUUAGGACUCGGAAUCGGGUCAGGUUCAGGGUCAGGGUCAAGCCAGCUGCGCGGUGAUUCAGGUGGGUUAGGGCUUCAAGCUACCCGGAAUAGGGAAAUUGAUUCGGGUCGGGUCGAAGUCUGUACGGCUCUAACUUCUGUUGGGGAUGAUCUCUUUCUGGAGGAAGCUGCUAUGGAUGUUACUCCUGUUUGGGAUGAAUUCUUUGGCGAUACAACCAUGGUGGGUGGUGAGGAACUUGAAUGGGAGGAUUUGCAGAACGCGAUCACCUGGGUUGAAGAACCCGUCCAAGUUAGUAUUUUCAGUCUGGAAGAAGCAGAAGAAGUAGUAGAAGGAGAAGAAGAGUUGCUUGUAGCAUCGAGGGAUGAGGAUCAAGAUCAUCAUGAUGUACAUUGGGAGGUUUCGUUACCUGUUAACAAUGUUGGUUUUUUGGAAGAAGCUGAAGAUGUUAUGGAUAUGGUAGACGACUCUGCUCUUAUGGAUUUUCAUUACGGCGUUUUUCUAGCUAGUAUAGAUGAAUAUGAUGAUGAUCAUGGAGAUUACGAUGCCAUAUUCGCACAAUCAUUCGAUCAAGAGGCUGGAAUAAACGGGAGUCCACCGGCAUCCAAAAGGGUUGUAGAUGAUCUCCCAGUUGUGGAAAUUACCACUGAAGAAUUGAGCAAAGGGGACAUUGUUUGCGCAAUCUGCAAAGAUGAAGUUGUGGUGGAGGAGAAAGUAAAGAGGCUUCCUUGUAAGCAUUACUAUCAUGGAGAGUGUAUCAUACCUUGGCUAGGGAUAAGGAAUACAUGCCCUGUUUGUAGGUAUGAGCUACCAACUGAUGAUGUUGAGUAUGAAAGGAAUAGGAGAUCACAAAGGCAUGGUAGCAGCGUUUUGGCAAGGGAUUUGAUGUCCGAGUAGAUUGAAGUAAUUGUGCUUUAUCUUCGGUGUAAUCUCUCUCUCUCUCUCUCUCUCUCUCUCUCUCUUAUCAGUAACGAUCUGUUCCUGAUUGAUAUGGUGUACAUAUUAUCUUGGUUUUAGGCAGAUUAAAAAAAGAAAAAAAAAUAUACUUUUGGAGCUUUAUCUUGUGCUAGUUAUUUAGGUUCAUUAAUCUUUUAGGCUUUGAUGACAGUUGCAGCCCCAGUUUCUUUAUGGUGGAAUUGUUUAUCCUACUUUC
This is a messenger RNA of Eutrema salsugineum, 1565 nucleotides long. Its product is annotated as E3 ubiquitin-protein ligase Praja-2. Gene Ontology annotation, molecular function: ubiquitin protein ligase activity. Gene Ontology annotation, biological process: protein ubiquitination. The record is from RefSeq and is a predicted model, not a curated record. The transcript has a single exon. Gene Ontology annotation, cellular component: cytoplasm. NCBI's taxonomy places the organism in Eukaryota, Viridiplantae, Streptophyta, Magnoliopsida, Brassicales, Brassicaceae. Bases 77 to 1309 code for a protein of 410 amino acids.